CCUUCCUUUGUUGUCGAUACCAAUUCUCUCUUUGGAACCAAUAUUUUGCAAACAAGUUAGCUAGUACGGAGUAAAAUACAAGAAUAUUGAUUUCCGCAUUAUGUUUUCAUGACAGCGUUCAUCUUGCAAAAUGGCCGCUAUGGUUGAUCGGGAUUCUACGGAAGCUGUAUUAUCAUGCGGGAUGACUCAGUCAUUAUCGAUUAGAAUUAAGGAAACAUGACAUUACGAAGCUUUUGAGACCUUUUAUGGAGUAAUGUGGUGAAAUGAAAAAGGAAAAAUAAAUUUGUGUUGUAAUUAAAUUACGGAUUUAUUUGUAGUUAUUAUGAUGAUUUAUUUGUUGAAAUAUGACUGAAUGAUUUAAAACAAAAAUGAAACGAGAUUUAUUAUUUAUAUUGUUGUUGGAUUUAUUAUACUGGGCAUACGGUGGGCCUCCAGUGUACGUAUCAAAUGGCACACACAUUGUCAGUUACUCGAAAUUUGGAACGGGAGCACAAUCGGUUCUAGGACAGAGAGACUAUCGUAUAGUUGGAUUAGCGAUAGAUGUUGCCAAAAACAAAUUGUUCUGGUCCGACAUCAGUUUUGAGAAGACAAACCGUGGUAUCUAUACCAGCGAUCUUCAAGGCCAAAAUAUCACACGAAUUGUCUAUGACGUCGGGGAGGUUAAUGGUUUAACAGUAGACUGGGUAUCACGUCAUAUAUACUGGACUGACCUGGAACGGAAAACGAUCGAGGUUUCAAACUAUGACGGUUCAGCCAGGAGGAUCAUUGUAUCGUCUGACUUGAAGACCCCCAGAGCCAUAGUGGCGUCACCUAUAUACGGGUAUAUAUUUUGGGCUGACCAGAGAAAUCACCGUAUUGAGCGUGCCUGGCUGGAUGGCUCUCAUCGUCGAACAGUGGUCAAGUCUUCCUCGUAUUUUCCGAACCAGCUAGCCAUUAGUAUCAAAGACAAACAGCUGUACUGGGUAGAUACUUGGGAACAUGCCGUUUUUUCGAGCAAACUAAACGGCAAGAAGUGCAAGAAACAAGUCAACCUUGAACAGGUCACCAAGGGAUCCCCAGGCUUCGGACUUCUUGUGUUCGGAAACACGGCAGUAAUCAGCACAUGGUUUAAUACCGCCAUAUACUCCCUUAUGCUGAACUCAAAGAAGCUUAUCUGGCAGCAGGAGGUCACAAAUCUUGGAACAAGGGAGCUGUUCAGCCUGAUAAGCCUUAACCCAGCCACACAACCAAUGACGUAUCACCCUUGCCUUGAGGAGGAUAACGGCGGAUGUUCACAUCUGUGUCUUCCAACUCAUAAAACACAGUACGUAUGUGCUUGUCCAACAUACGGUGGCUUGGCGUUAUCUUCAGAUGGUAAAACCUGCAAAGUACCGGAAGAGGCCCUGAUGAUAAGUAUGGAGGAUACUGGUAAUCUGGGAUUCAUUGCUAUUGAUCAUGGAUGGAGCACGGAAGUUCAUUUGAUUAGUUCGUCAAAAUCUCCAGGGGCAAUUACAUAUGAUCGCAGAGACCAUAUGGUAUAUUGGAGCGACACGGCCGAGGGUACCAUUUAUAGGAGUAGAAUAGAAGGCACUGAAAAUGCUGUGUUUCUGGACAGAACUAACGGAAUAGGUCGUGUGGACGAUUUGUCAUUUAACUCGGUGACCGGAUGUUUAUAUUUUACAAAUGCUGUUCUUAUUGAUGCAAGUUAUGACGGGAAAGUUCAUAGUUUACAUUCUGUAGAAAUGAUAGAAGUACAUACAGAAAACAGAAUAACCAUUCUAAAAAGCGACAAGAAGCCGAUCAGAAUUUUGGUCGAUGAGAUCGGAAGUUACCUGUAUAUUGUGUUAGCUGGUCACUCCCCGGAAAUUGUGCGCACAGAUCUGGAUGGAGCUAAUGCGACAACAUUGUCUGUAAAUGUUUCUGAUCCACUUGCACUGGCUAUUACCGGUGAAAUAUUGACCUUAGCUGAUAGAAGAUACGAAAACAAUAGUGUUGAAACAGCUCUAUUGAAAUAUAACACCGUAACAGAGGAAGUGAUUGAAACAGUUGUGUUAAAUAAGACAACAUACAGUAUCGCGACAAGCACAAGAGAACUAUUUCUUGCCGAUGCUGUACAAAGUUCACUAGUGGUGUAUAAUGGUACGGAACAACAUACAUUAUUAGAAUACGGAAUGGUCGCCGAUCUUGUCUACACAGUAACAGACCCAGAAACAGAAGAUCAUAUAACUAAAUGCAUAAAAGCGGGAUGUAGUCAUGGAUGUGUACCUUUACCAAGUCUUUACCCCGCCGACGUAAGAUGCGUUUGUCCGUCCCAGAGCAGUCUCGUACUUCAUAGUGACCAAAAGAAUUGUAAAAGGCCAGACAACUUCCUGCUAUAUGCUGACAUCAACAAAAUACAGAUGCUAAGUUUAGAUAAGGACCUGUUCUCGCAAGCUAUUACCAUAUUUUACGGUGACGGGCAGGCACAUAUUGCAUCUCUGGCCUACGACGAAAGUAAAGAACGUGUUUACUGGGCAGACAGGCAAAGCAAGUCUAUAUAUUUGUCGCACCUUCAUCAGAUAGAACCCAUCUUGGUUUAUAAACAAGAUGACCCUCUUCAAGAGAUGAUAUUUGAUCCUCGGCGCCAGCGUCUUUACUGGUCAAGCAAGUUUGAAAAUAGUUUGGGUUAUUAUAUUUCAAGUCUGAAUAUGAAGCGAGGAUUGGAUUCAUUGCAGACCUUAUUUUCGUAUCACAGAACUAUGAAGUCAUUGUCUUUGCAUCCGAAGGGGAAAUGGUUAUACUGGAUAGAGGAGGAGACGGAAUUUGAAGCUGCGGGAAUCGGUUCUUGUAAAUCUAAACCGGAAGUUCGUUAUAACAACGUUUUAGAGGAGGGGUUGCAGUCACCAAACAGCCUCUUUGUCACAAAAGACAAGCUUUAUAUUGCAGAAAAAGGCGGCAAAAUACUUGUGGUCAAUCUGGAAGGAAAGAUCAUGGAGGUGAUAUAUCCAGAAUCACCGGACAUUAAUUACCUGAUUGUUCACCAGAACGUCUUCAUUGUGUCUGAUACGAAGGAAAAUCUUAUUAAAGUUACCGAUAUUAAAACCGGUGUUUCCAUGGUUUUAGCAGAUCAUCUGGACAAACCGUCAGCAGUUGCAUUCCAUUACUCUUCCCUCCAGAUGGACGCAUGUGAUCAAAGUGAAUGUACGGAUAACUGCAUACCUCUGCUGCGCAAUGAUUAUGUUUGCACAUGUUUAAAUGGAAAAGCCCUACUGGAUGACAGAAAAACGUGUAUCGAAGUUCCUAGUACAACAGUUACACAAAUAACCUCUACAACGACAGUUAGAACAACAACUCCGAAAACAACAACAUCAACAACCACAACACCAACGCCGGAAACCACAACAACAACACCGGAAACCACAACAACAACAACAACAACUUAUAAUCCAGUCAAGAUUAAAUGGUUUACCUACACAUCUACGGAGACGUCCUCGCUAUCCGAAGUGAUCACCGAAGUAGAUAAAGCUAGAAACACGUCAUCCAUAACCUUUGUAAGGCUUGAGUCAAGUAGCCAGUCUACAGAGUCUAAAGCGUUUGAAGAACACACUGGUGAACCAAAACCGACACAGUCUACCGAGGAGAUCAUAUACGUAACUGAUGAAUCUUUAGAACACGUGACUGCACCAGAUGAAAGUAGGGCUUACAAAAUAGUACCUCAUGAUGAUGUAAAAGUAGAGCCUAUAGACUACCCGUAUUUUGAGAACUGUCCUGGAGAGACCAUUAUAGCCAGAGUUCCCAGCACAGACAAAGUUUUAGAACUUCCAAUUAAACCUGCUGGCUAUGAUAGCAACGGAUCGCCACUACCACUCCACUGCGACAAGGAGAUGACAGAAUCAGGCGUGAUAAUACCAUGGAAAGGGGACGAGUCAGAAAGCCGCCAAAAUGUUACAUUCUUCGUUACCGAUUCACUACAUCAGAAAACUAAAUGCACAUUUACUGUAAUACUUCAAGAUGUGGAUCCGCCAAAAUUCACCUUUUGUCCCGAUACCGUAAAGGUUCGCACAGACGAACGGUCAGCAAUUGUUAACUGGACUCUACCGGAGGCUGUUGACAACGUCAAACUAAAGCUUACACAAAGUUCGCACUCACCUGGGAAUCAUUUUGGUCCAGGGGAGACUAGGGUCAACUAUACAGCAAUUGAUAUAGCUGGGAAUACAGCUGCCUGCUUGUUCAGUGUGUUUGUUUUACAUGAUCAUGUCUGCAACCUGCCCGAUAUCCAUCACGGUGGAAUAAUAUGUAACCAUGGCGACGGCGUAACUGGCGAAUGUAAGGUCAUUUGUGAGGAGGGUUAUGUUCUAAAUCCAAUCAGAACUUUUAGACGCAUGUUCAACUGCAGACAUCCAGAUGACAUUGAUGCACUUAACAAAAUCAUGUCGACGCAAGAACCAUGUUUAAAACACGAUUAUCCAUCAUUGUUAAGGCAGAGGUUUAGCUUUAUGGUAAACGGUCCGAUUAGCCUUCACAAGACAAAGGUCAGAGAUGACAUGAAUCUUGCAAUCGUCACUGAUCUCGAGGAGGAAAAGCUUUGUAUCGAUGACGUUUGCCAGCUUGGUAAUAUAAGCAUACAGUGUGAUGAAGAUGUGAUAGUUGAUGAGAAUGAAAAUGGAACGUGUUUGGAUGAAGAGAAAAGAAUGGAGUUCUUCAUUAGUUUUAACAUAACUCUCUCAAACAGUACUGGAGUAGAUGUGGAAACACUUCUGCAUGAUAUCCACCUCGAGCUGAUAUCACUGGCCUCCUUAUUGCAACUGCAGAUAGAAGGUCACAUGUAUAUGGCUAUUGCAGAAAGUUUAUCAAAGACAGAAGGUGUUUGGACAUGCCCAGUUGGACGAAUACAAGAAAAUGGCAUUUGUAUUUCCUGUCCUCCUGGAACGUUCCACAACAUAACCUUGAACGUUUGUCAGUACUGUACCAUGGGGUAUUACCAGGACAACAACGGUCAAAUAGCAUGUCACAUGUGUGAUCCUGGGCGGACAUCACCAGAUGGGGCUACGUCUAGUAACCAGUGCCAUGCCAUACCAUCUAUGGACGAGAUGACCCUGUUUAUUAUCGUGACCACGUGCUCCUUUGGAGUUGUGUUCUUGUGUAUGGCAAUUACACUAUAUCUGCAGUUCCAACGCCAGAAGAAACGCAACCAACAAGCAAGUUACCAGAAGAAAACACGCUACAACAUGUCACCAAACGUAUACGUAGCACCGCCUCCAAUUUUGAAAUCAAAACUUGAUGAAAAUUAUUCAUCUGGGCACAAAACAUACAGCAUUGACAGGAAGAAGCCAAUUAACAUGUACGCCAAUCAUGACUAUGAAGAUGUAGAAAGAAGCCCUGUUACUGGGCCACUGGCCGCUUAUCAGAGUGACUUGCUCACUAUGUUGCAGGGACAGAGUCUUAGUCGGGACUAUUCCCCAGGAGAAGAAGUUCCAACUGGAACAUUAUCCCGAGAAAAUACCUUCUCCAACCCUACUUAUUCACCUCAGUUUGGGGUGCGUAGGGGCGACAAUGGGUCUUUAACACGUGGGAUGAACACCCCGUCGCCAGGACCCCAAAGAAAAAUGUCUUAUGACAGUACAUUUUCCAACCAGUCACCAAGAACAAUCCGUUCUCAAAGAACACCGACCAGCGAUACACCUUUAAUCACACAGUCGCCUCUACUGAGAUUAAAACUCGCAGCUUAUAACCUCAAUCAUGAAGAUUAGACUAGACUGUCAGUUCUUCAUAAACAUCAACUGAUUCUUCCUUUAAGGACCAAUAUUAGAGUCUACAUCUCGAUGUUGUGAACACAGCAUUUGAUAGAUAUAACCAUGAUUAACAAACGAAAAAAAAUGUCUGAGAUCUGUGAUUAUCAUUCCAAGACCAAGCUUAUAAUUAUAAUCAUUACAGAAAAUUAUGGGAAAUGUUUGGGAGGUAAAAAUAUACUGUAAUCACCAUAGAGCGUCAAAGAAACGGAUAGGGGGAAAGUAACAGAAUCAUUAAGUAUUAUUUUAGAAAUGAUAUAUGUUUCAAUGGCAAGAUUAAUUCCGUCUCACUAAAUGGAGAAAUGUUUUAAUGUAGUUGGAAUGUCGAGCCGAAAGAUGCACUACAGGUAUGACAUGACAUGCAUGUAUGGAAAACUACAAGGUUUGUGAAUUGUCUUCUUGGGACGACUGGAGCCGUAUAUAAAGAUAUUUACCUGUUUGAUACAGCGUUCUUUCUUAUGUCCAAAAUAAUCACUUCACUGUCAUUGUCAAAUGGUAUUUUCUAUUAAUGCGCAAUUUGUAUUUGUGGUGUAAGAAUAAUUCAUACAUAGCAUAUAUGAAAUGAUUAAUGUACCUCAAAAGAAUAAGUAUUUUGUCAUUUAUUCAUUCUAGCUAGAUGUGCAAUUUGAUAUUUUAUGUAAUCAUAUUAAAUUUCUUUGUUGUAAUAAAGUUCAUUUAUUGGUUAAAAUCGCAGGAAUCCGUAAUGUAAAAUGUAAUCGUGGGCAAGAUGCACUUUAUAUCACAUACUCGCCUUUUCAACAGGACUUACAAAAAUACUAAUUAGUUUCGCUGAUGAUCGGCUCAUCGAUGCAUUUGUAAAGUUAAAGGUUUGUUACUUGUUGGACGUGCAUUUUAUAGUUUUUCUUACUGUUAAUUUAUAGCCAGUUUUGUCAACAAGAACUAUAUACGCUAAAGUAAAAGAAGACCUUUGACUGAACAGUGGAAGGUCCAGACCAAGAUCAGCCAGCACAGAGGUGCAGGCUUAUCUUUUUCUGCACUUUUCAAAAAGGCAUAUUUACUUGUUGUCAGCAGGUUAAAGGUUAAAAGCUGAAAUGAGAAACCUUGUCAGCUAGGUUAGUGAUAUAAAAGGCGAUGAAGCCAGACUAAACAAAGAGUGACGACUAAUAACCGAAUACCCAAUCAAUUAGAGGCCUUUGAACGGAACAACGGCAAAACUACAUCCCUUUAUAUUGACGAAGCGAGAUUAUCAUAGUAACAACAUACACUUAUCAGCGGAUCAUGGGUAAAACCUGUAUUUCCGUAUUUUAUUAAAUCCAAAUGAAAAGCGCGUGAAGUCGCUUUAUUUAUUUAAUUUAUAGACUUGCAUUUUGCACUGAGUCAUUUCAUUUUCAAGUAUACCACCAGUUAGGGGUCUUAAUGUAUUGAUAAAGCAAACAUAUAUUUGGCUAAUUACUUUAAAUUUACUUUAAAAAACUAACAGUUCGCUCAUCCAUUACAUUUAUACUGUCAUUGCUUAUAUAUUAUUAACAGUCAAAAAUCUUUUUUAGUACAUAAUAUUUGUGUUCUUCAUUUAUCAAACCGUUACACAUAUGUAAUAAAUGGUCAUACGUUUUUUUAGAUUUCUUACUGUCACUUCUGCAUUAAACGUCAUUAUAACCAUUCUGAAUGUAAACGUUUGAUUGAUAUCUACUGUAUAAUACUGUUCUGCCUGUGUAAUUGUUUGUUCAGUUUAUAAAAGUGCAUAAAAAUUAUAAGUAUUGUGAAAUUGUAUAAACAUGAGAUGUAUACAAUAUUUUGUAUUGUGUGCUUUUUACAUUCUGCAGUAAUAAAAUGAGUCUUAUGGUGUC
Molecule: messenger RNA, 7555 nt
Organism: Mercenaria mercenaria
Lineage: Eukaryota; Metazoa; Mollusca; Bivalvia; Venerida; Veneridae
Exons: 27
Coding region: 369-5708 (1779 amino acids)
Source: RefSeq, a predicted model, not a curated record